AUGAAGCCUGCGAACAUUGCUCUGGUGGUGUGCUAUUUAACCUAUGCUUUUGGCAUAUCGAUUGCAAGUGGUCUCACCUUCCUACCAAAAUUCUUCGAGCCGGUCAAGUGUCUUUUUGGUGAAUGCUGCAGCGAUGCUCUUCAUUUCAAUCAUGAAUAUUUUUAUGGGAACCUAACUGCGAAACUUUAUGGACAACACAUUGCCAUUGAAAGGUUCUACAACUAUGUGAAGGCCCAUCUGGAGGAUCCAAGUCCUCGCAGAAGUCUGGUUUUUUCACUUCAUGGAUUUACAGGUGUUGGCAAAAACUACGCAGCCUCCAUUUUGGCGUCGAGUUUGUUCAGGGCAGGCGAGAAGAGUAGCUUUUAUCGUUACUUCGAUGCUACCGUUGAUUUUCUUUUCAAAGACUCUGUCGAAUUCUACAAGGCCAAAGUACUGGAGGACAUUCGAGAGGUAGUUAGCAAAUGCAACCGAGCUAUGUUGGUUUUUGACGAGGUUCAUAAAAUGCCCGCGGGCAUUCUGGAUGUUCUCGUUCCUCUUUUGGGUUACACAGAAUCCAUCAAGGGCGUGGACUACAGGAAGGCCAUUUUUGUCUUCAUGGGAAACAAUGGUGCUUCACUCAUUAACGAAUACGUUUACAAUCACCUUAACACUGGGAAGAAUCGUAAAUCGAUUCAGUAUGCUGACCUCCGUCGAGCUCUCUCGAAGUCAGUCUACAAUGAAGAGGGCGCCUUCAAGUUUUCGGACCUGAUAAGCAGCCACGUGAUAACUGCAGUGGUGCCCUUCCUUCCACUGCAGGAGGUGCACGUAAGCGCGUGUAUAGUCGACGCUGCACGCCGCCUGGGAGUUGAAGCCACUGAGACGAUGAUCGACUUUGUGCUGGCCGAGCUGGAUUGGGAACCUGAAGGCACCCGCCUCUUCUCCACCUCGGGAUGCAAACUAGUUUACGACAAGGUUGGUUUCUACCUCCAGCAUCGCAGCUUCGGAUUCGGCUCCGCUCUCACUCAUGGCGAACUGUAA
Echinococcus granulosus is the source of this 1017-nucleotide messenger RNA. Its product is annotated as Torsin-1A. NCBI's taxonomy places the organism in Eukaryota, Metazoa, Platyhelminthes, Cestoda, Cyclophyllidea, Taeniidae. The coding region runs from base 1 to 1017 and encodes 338 amino acids. The record is from RefSeq and is a predicted model, not a curated record. Gene Ontology annotation, biological process: cellular response to misfolded protein. The transcript is spliced from 6 exons. Gene Ontology annotation, molecular function: ATP binding; ATP hydrolysis activity.